AAAGUUUAAGAUACGUUUUUAUUUGUUACAAAACUAGUUAAGUCAGAUUUACUAGUAAAACUACACUAAGGUUCCAUUAGUUGUGUUUAUUAACGCGAUCUAACAAUGCAUUUGAUACAAUAUUAGUCUUUAAUUAAUAAUUGCUCACAAGCACAAGUUCAUGUUUUAAUAAUGCAUUAGUAAAGGCUGUAAACAUCUUCAAUCUUAUUUCAUAUUAGUAAAGAAUAAUGAAAGCUGGUUGUGUGAUCAAUAUUCAUCCUAGUUAUAUAUAAUUUUGCAUUUGGAAACACUGAAUUUAUUUAAAAAAAAGUAAUAUUAUCAUAUAUAUUUUUAAAUGCAAGAGUUCAGACGCAAAAACCUCCAAGUGUUAUUUCAAUUUAAAGACCAUGAAAGCAACUUAUUUUUUGCCAUAAAAAAUUCAUUGCUGAACUUACACCCAGCAGCGUGAUAAAAUGCUCAUUUUAGAAGAACAUUUCAGAUGGCAUUUAGAGGUUUUGCACCAGAACUCUUCAAACAGCUGUACACGUUACUGGAAACUUUUUUUUUUUUUGGACGACGCUUAUACUACGUAGCCAAUUGUGGGGAAUUCGUUGGUAGUCUGUCCUUAUCUACUUGAUAUAAUAACGUGUCUACUGUACAUGGCUUUAUAUGAAUGGAUAAAACACUUUCUAAUAUGGGUGUGAAGAGAAGUGUUUCUCGUGCGCUAGGUGGCACUUGUUGCGUUUAUACCAUCCGUGAGCUAGUGAUGAGGAUCAUCAGAAUUAACCUGUUAUCCAUUGCUUACAGAUUUGUGUAACGUAAAAAUCUUGCGUUUUGUUUGAACAACAGAAUGUGUUCUCUCGGAGGAACUUCGUUGGUUAAAAUGUAAAUGCUCUUACUAUUCGACGUGCACCGAGGAGAAAAUACAAACAAACUGAGGAACACGUACAUUUACGCACAAACGACAACAUUGUUAAGGUAAAAAUGUUCUUUGUGGGUCCUACAAUAUUUUUAUGUUGUUUUCUGAGUGUGUUUUCCAUUUCCAUAAGGGUCCCGCCUCUGUGUUUAUAGCGCGCGCGCUCGGCCAAAAGUGAGACAGAAGUGAAGCAGACUUCAGUGAGGACUCUACCUGUUUCCAACGGCCAUGAACACGCUCCCUGAAAAAGGAUGGCAUCAAAAUGUAAGUCUUCAACUGUCUUGCUACAAAACCUGACUGCUGGAAUCAUGCCGGACUCGAACAUUUCCAAAUCUUCACAGGACAGCCCGGGCAGGAGCGCCGGCUGCGGGUCGGUGUCCGUGUUUUUCCCCAUCACUAUGAUGGUCACUGGAAUGGUGGGAAACUCUCUGGCGAUGCUGCUUGUUUAUAGUGCAUACAGAAAAAAAGAGAACAAAAGGAAGAGAUCAUUUCUGCUUUGCAUCGGUUCAUUGGCGUUAACUGACCUUUUCGGACAGCUGCUUACAAGUCCGAUAGUCAUCUCGGUGUACAGGGCAGAUAUGAAAUGGGACCGCGUGGACCCGUCCAAAACUCUCUGCGCCUUCUUUGGGGUUUGCAUGACCACUUUUGGCUUGUGUCCUCUCUUUUUAGCCAGCGCAAUGGCUAUUGAGAGGGCCUUGGCCAUUAUUGCGCCUCACUGGUACUCGCAUUACAUGAAAACCAGUGUGACCAAGCAGGUCCUGGUCAUCAUUUGGUGUCUGGUUUUGCUCUUUGCCUUGUUGCCCAUUGCUGGUGUUGGGGAGUACACGUUGCAGUGGCCAGGCACUUGGUGCUUCAUAAAUACUGGUGACAAGGACGUAACGGGAAAUACGUUUUUUGCCACAACCUUUGCAGCACUGGGGAUAUUUUCACUGCUGGUCACCUUGUCAUGUAAUGUGGUGACCAUUCGUGCACUGGUUACAAGGUGCAAAACCAAGUCAAGCUCGACCCAGUCAUCAAAGCAGUGGGAGAGGUUGACAACAGAGACUGUUAUUCAGUUGAUGGGCAUUAUGUGUGUGCUGUUGACAUGCUGGUCACCUCUACUGGUCCUUAUGUUAAAGAUGAUCUUGACUCACACAUCCUCUCACCAUUGCUAUUCUGCUGGAUCUCUGUCACCCCAGGAAUUGCAGAAGGACUGUAAUUUCUUUCUGACAGCCAUACGGCUGGCCUCACUCAAUCAGAUUCUGGAUCCAUGGGUUUACCUGCUCCUAAGAGAGAUUCUCCUGAGGAAGUUCUGCCAGGUGGCCAGCGCAGUUUCCAAGUGCUCACUGGACGUGCAGAAACAAACUCAGUGUCCUCUGGAUGUCCAAAAUAAAAAGGCCAUUCAGAACGAUGAUGUUCACAAACAAUCCCUGAACGUGGAAAACAGUAUCUUGAACGUGGGAUGUGAAGAACAGUGACUUGACAGUGGUACAAAAACUGAAUAGUUUUACAAGAAUCAUUAUAAUGACAAAGGGUACAAUCACCCAAUCAUUAUCAGAAUAAUAAUCAUGUGGUGAAGCUGUGGGUUGUGGUAUUGAUGUUGGGUGAUGUCAGCAUACAACCAUGCAAACACGUCACUCUUGUGCCGCUGUAAGUCAAUAGAUUUGUUCACGGUUACUCAGCAACCUUUGAAGCAAAAAUGCCAAGACCUUACAAAUAAGCGUUGUCAUUGAACUUGAAAAUAUCAUGCAUGCUUAAAUUGUCUCUCAUAUAAAAGACAAAUAUAGAUCUGCUAGAGGAAAAAAGUGUUCAAAUGAUGCAGAAAUCCUGCACAUAUAACAGCAAUAUUAUCAAAUUCGAUUUGGAUAAACAAAAGCAAAACCAUCAACUGAUGUUUGCCAGCUCCCAUGGAGGCUGAUUAUACUUAUAAUAUGUUCAGUGUUGGUAUUAUAUAGCAAAAUCCUUUUAUUGAGAGGCCAAAUGCUUGAAAAAAAAUGAAGGAAUCUUUUUUAAAUGCUUAUUUAUGGUGUUAUGCAACAUUUCAGAGCUGUUUAUUUUGCAGUAAAGCACUGAAUGGUCUCAAAUACCUUUCUCCAAACUUCUGCUUUGCAUAUUUUCACUCAUUUUAAAGCCUCUUAUGAACUUUUACUUACCCUUAUUGUAUUUUUUUUUCUCAAUGCCAACACUGCAGAGCUCUUUUUUCAUGCUGAUAACUGUGGCUGUGGACAUUUAAUUGAAUUCCGUGCUUGAAUUUUUUAAGCUGGGUUCCUUAGCGAAGGAAAUGGAAAAGUGAAUGGCUUUAAUUCAAUAGCUUGUUGAGAUGAUUUCUGGCCUUGGAACGACUUCUUUUAGAGUGUUUGCCUCAAUGUGCUUCAUAUUUUUUUAUGUGUGAUGUUCUUGAUAAUAUUCAUCAUCAUCAUAAACCAAACACCUUUAAAAUUCAAAUAGAAACCGAUUUCGGCAGAAUGAUGAUUUGUUGUUUACCAGGUGAUCAAAGCUUUGUUGUGUCCUUAUUUCCCAACCUUUUAGCAGUGAAUUAUGUAACAUUUGAGGUAGUUUGUGGGUAAUGAGCUGGUGCAGCUGUUUUAUAUUAUUCUUGGCUGAUAAGAUGACAUUCAGAAAUUUUCGUUUGUUCAAUUUUAAUUGAACAUACAUAUAUUAUUGUCAAGCAUAAUGGAAGCUGUUCUUCUAAUUGGGCUCUUCAGUUGCACAUCUGUAAUCAUGCAUCCUACAGGGUGUGACUGAACAUCAUCUUAGCAUAUUAUAUGUUCAUUCUGUGCAGUUAGUUAUUGAUUAUAGAGGACCUGUGGAUAAUCAACUAUGCUCAACCGCAGAUCAUAUAUUCACAGUAUUAGAAGGAAUUAAGAUCAGUAAUUUGUUAAAGGAAAAUGAUCAAAAUGUAAAAAAAAAAAAAAAAAAAGCUUUUUUCAAUUUUUUCCCAUAUAGAGUCUGAUACAUGGAAAAUAAAUACAAAUUGCUAAU
Molecule: messenger RNA, 3856 nt
Organism: Danio rerio (zebrafish)
Lineage: Eukaryota; Metazoa; Chordata; Actinopteri; Cypriniformes; Danionidae
Source: RefSeq, a predicted model, not a curated record